GGGGGAGGCGCGCGCGAGGAGCCGGCGACGGCCGACGGGCUGGAGGACCUGACGCGCCGCGGCGCUCGCGCUGUCGCCUCCUAGGAAGGGCUGCGGCCCUUCCACCGCCGCCGCCCGAUGGCGAGGCUGCGGGAUUGCCUGCCCCGCCUGAUGGUCACCCUCCGGUCCCUGCUCUUCUGGUCCCUGGUCUACUGCUACUGCGGGCUCUGCGCCUCCAUCCACCUGCUCAAACUUUUGUGGAGCAUCGGCAAGGGACCCGCGCAGACUUUCCGGCGCGUCGCCCGGGAACACCCUCCCGCGUGCUUGAACGACCCCUCUUUGGGUACCCACUGCUACGUGAGGAUCAAGGAUUCAGGGUUAAGAUUUCACUACGUUGCUGCUGGAGAAAGAGGCAAACCACUUAUGCUGCUGCUUCAUGGAUUUCCAGAAUUCUGGUACUCUUGGCGUCACCAACUGAGAGAAUUUAAAAGUGAAUAUCGAGUUGUAGCGCUGGAUUUAAGAGGCUGUGGAGAAACAGAUGCUCCCAUCCAUCAAGAAAAUUAUACAUUGGACUGUCUAAUUACAGAUAUAAAGGAUAUUUUAGACUCCUUAGGAUAUAGCAAAUGUGUUCUGAUUGGCCAUGACUGGGGGGGCAUGAUUGCUUGGCUAAUUGCCAUCUGUUAUCCUGAAAUGGUGAUGAAGCUUAUUGUUAUUAACUUCCCUCAUCCAAAUGUAUUUACAGAAUAUAUUUUACGACAUCCUGCUCAGCUGUUCAAAUCCAGCUAUUACUACUUCUUCCAAAUACCAUGGUUCCCAGAAUUCAUGUUCUCAAUAAAUGAUUUCAAGGCUUUGAAACAUCUGUUUACCAGUCACAGUACUGGCAUUGGAAGAAAAGGAUGUCAAUUAACAACAGAAGACCUUGAAGCUUAUAUUUAUGUCUUUUCUCAGCCUGGAGCAUUAAGUGGUCCAAUAAACCAUUACCGAAAUAUCUUCAGGUCAGUAUAAUUUCUUU
Galeopterus variegatus (Sunda flying lemur) is the source of this 991-nucleotide messenger RNA. RefSeq names its product epoxide hydrolase 4 (gene EPHX4). The transcript is spliced from 6 exons. The record is from RefSeq and is a predicted model, not a curated record. Gene Ontology annotation, molecular function: hydrolase activity. Lineage: Eukaryota; Metazoa; Chordata; Mammalia; Dermoptera; Cynocephalidae. The coding region runs from base 118 to 984 and encodes 288 amino acids.